AUGGCUCAACAGCCACCUCAACUUAUCAGCACAGCAAACGGUGAUGCUCUUAACAUGGCUUCUCAAGCUGUCGCAUCGAUGGAUACGCAAGCCAGUGGAGUGUUGGCCAAGCCUAGCGACCUAACCACCAGCCACAUCUCUGGCGAUUCCAUUGACCCUUCAGUGAUGCCAACCAAUCAGAACGCGAAGCAGCUCCAGAGAGGUGGAAUUCAAGACGAAAUAGAAGUCAAGAUACCUCAAGAAGACGCGGAGCAAGACGCCAAAGUACAAGAAGAAGCUCAAAUCUUCGACUUAGUCGCGGAGGCUGGAGAGCAACGAGACGAUUCCUCAUCUGAUGACCUGUCAGACGUUGAGAUGAGCGACGAGUCUGAGUCUCGCAUGUCACUCAAAUCUGAGGAGGAAAUUGACCGCCUUGACAAAUACGCCUUCAGCUUCGCCGGUCAAGCCUACAACCAUCGUGUUCCCCAGAAUUUGACCGGGGGCAGAACCCUUUUUGCGAGCAAGCUAUUACAGAGCACCACAAUUUCGCAGUAUUUCGAAGGGGCUCGGGAGCAAGACGCACUCUACAAGAGCCCAAAACUUAUUCCACAUUCGCUAGAGAUGAAGACCGCUCCCAAAACCGUUGAGUGCAUUUGGGUCGGCAUGCUACCCAGCUCGCAAAACAGCCAUAAGCGUACGGCAUCAGCUUCAGUGGAGCCUCAGCUUCUGAACGAUCCCACCUCUCCUGGUACGCAGGAUGGCAUAACCGACGCCGCCCAGACACAAGUCGAUGGACCAGCCAAAGCUCGCAAUAAGACAAAAAAGAGGGCCACGAAAGUCCAACCACCCAUCGUUGACCUUGAGGAUGAGCAGUUGGAUGUCAUCUCCUUCGACCCAAACGCUCUCCGCGUCGUCGCCAAAAAGGUCGACAAGCCCGUGAAGGCCCGGUUCCUGUAUGCAUUGGCGAGACAAAACAGCAUUUCCAAGCUCUGCCAAGGCUGGAAGAUACCUUUUGAGGAGGUAUUUUUCUUCAAGACAUUCCGUGACGAUACAAUCACGGGUUUCAUGAAACGGAGGCAAGCGACAGACUCGAGGAUUAAAGCUGUGACCUUCCCAGCCAAUCCAAGUCCUUCUUUAGACACUCGCUCCGUCUCAGUCGAUCAGCUGUCUACCCAGUUGUCCUCCACUCCCACCCCACCAUGUAGUAGUCUCCCAGCACCCCCUUCUUCGAAGCGGAAGGGAAAAGGCAAGGCUAGUCGCGUUACCAGUGGUGGUAAUAUUGGACAAGCUGCUGGUGUCGGACAGGCGGACAAUGCUGAAGGCUCUCUGAAUCAGGAGGGUGGUCAAUUCUUGGGGCCAGUUGACAAAAUUGACGACUGCAAAGACUCUGUUCUGGACAACCAGCUCGCUGCUAAACCUGGAACCAGAGGUGUUGAAACAGCUCGCUUGGAGCCAGGUCCACCCGAGCUUGCCGGGAUCUUUUACGAAGAUGGUGACGACGACGCCUACCCCGAGCACGCUGUGUCUCCCACCAGUCGCCCUUUCAUGACCUUUAUCGACGAUAUGGUGCGCCAUCUUUCGGUGAUCGGGCCAGUUGAUAUGAAUCCAGGUGAAAAGAGAAAGAGGGUCGCCUUCGAGCCCAGCAGAGAACAGGCUGCCAACAGCCGUAGAAAGACGGGCGGUAGCCUCGGCAGCAACGAUUUCGUGCGAGGCCACGAGGUCAGAGCAGAGUCCGCUUCGUUCGUGGCUCAGCAAGACACUGAAUACCUUGUAAAGAAGCUGACGAGCCUGGUCGAUAAGUUGGCAGCAAAACAGGAUACCGCAGGUCUACGUCAGUGUGUUACAAUGAUGGAUUGCAUUGAGAAGCGAUGCAGGCCUGGUCCAAAGAGCGCUCUUGGUCCUUAUUUAAGCAUUUCCUCGCGCAAUGACCAGGACCCCGAAUUUUGUUGUGGAAAGCUGCGAGAAAUCUUGGACCUGUUUCCCAAUCUCGAGGACGUCGACAUAGACAACCAUGUCCUCGCUUGGAUGAUCAGUGGCCUCCGGGCUACCGGCCAGUCGGUAGACAUCAAUCUCAUUGAGCCCUGUGUCAUCUGCUUUAGCCGCCUCUACAAGCAGAAGUACGGAGAGACCGCCAAUCACCAAGUCAAUAUGAAGAAGGGCGUUCUCGUCGACAUGAUCUGUCAGGCACGGGAUGAUGCAGAAAAGAUGGUCAAGAGAAGUCCCUCCAAUUCGGAUCGAAAGGUCUGGGGCCCUCAUCUCUGGAUCGAUCCUCGCCAGGAUCUCGAGGCCGUCAAGAUCGACCAGCCUGAGCUCGUAUUGGAGGGUAGUAAGCUUUCGAAGAACACAAUCCCGUCUUCCGAGGCUCACUUCAUGGAAGGCUCCGUCCUGCGCUGA
Diaporthe amygdali is the source of this 2373-nucleotide messenger RNA. RefSeq lists its product as uncharacterized. Bases 1 to 2373 code for a protein of 790 amino acids. NCBI's taxonomy places the organism in Eukaryota, Fungi, Ascomycota, Sordariomycetes, Diaporthales, Diaporthaceae. The record is from RefSeq and is a predicted model, not a curated record. The transcript is spliced from 5 exons.